This is a messenger RNA of Gavialis gangeticus (Gharial), 5773 nucleotides long. It is a transcript of the gene CCDC18, whose product is annotated as coiled-coil domain containing 18. The record is from RefSeq and is a predicted model, not a curated record. Gene Ontology annotation, molecular function: oxidoreductase activity. Lineage: Eukaryota; Metazoa; Chordata; Crocodylia; Gavialidae. The transcript is spliced from 29 exons. Bases 177 to 4664 code for a protein of 1495 amino acids.
GCGCCGGGCCCGGCCGGCAGGAGAGGGGUCUCAGCGUGGUUUCCUCCGCUGCCGGGCCGCAGGCUCGGAUCACCGAGGCCGCACGUGACAAGGUCGCAGAGGGCCCCGGUCCCGCCUGUUCCUCAGCCAUCCCUGUCCCGGCUCCCUGGGAACCGGCCCGCUCUGCUUUCCUGCCUAUGGAAAAACAGGGCAGCCAUUUUCCUCUUGUAAAGAACUUGGGGAAACCACGACAGACAGUAGAGAUGGAAUCUAAUUUUUGGACUGGCCAUAAAAAUGAGGAUGAGGAAGAAUUCUUGCUUGCAAAUGUUGUGGCACUAAGGAGUCAGCUGAAGGAAACUGAGAAAAGUCUGCAAAAUCUAGGGGAAGAGCUUUCCAGUUCAAGUGAAGGUUCUCACUGCAUUUCCCAUUUCACUGAAAUUGUGGGACUGUCACUAGAAGAUCUUAUUCAACCUAAUUGCAGUGAAUAUCAAAAUUAUUCAGGUCAGAAGAGUGCUUGUAAAGUGUCCCACCAGGACAGGACUCCUCAAAGGAAAUCCAAAACCAAAUCUCAUUCCGUGUCUGCUGCUUUUAAUAAAAGCAUGGAAAAAGAAAAGGAACAUCUUAAAGAGAAGCUGAGUAUACUUCAUGAGCAAAAUUCAUCUCUUGUUUCUCAGAACUACUGCCUAAUGAAUAAAAUUGAAACUAUCAACUUGGAACUAGCUCAGUCAAAAACAAGAAUCUCUCUUCUUGAAUCAGCUUUAGGUACUCAUUCAGUCAAUAUUCCUUUGUUAGAAGAACAGAUUGUAAAUUUGGAAGCAGAAGUUACAGCUCAAGAUAAAGUUCUGAGAGAUGCAGAAAAUAAAUUAGAGUACAGCCAGAAGAUGGUGGUGGAAAAAGAGCAUAUAUUGCAGAGGUUUAAAGAGGAAUGUAAAAAGUUGAAAAUGGAUUUAAUUGAACAGAGCAAGCAAAGAAAGAGAGCAGAACAGCAAAGAAAUGAAGCUUUGUUUAAUGCUGAAGAACUGACUAAAGCUUUUAAAAAAUACAGAGAGAAAAUAACUGAAAAACUAGAAAAGGUUCAGGCUGAAGAAGAAGUUUUAGAGAGAAAUUUAAUUAAUUGUGAAAAAGAGAGAGAAAAAUUGCAUGAAAAAUGUGUUGCUUAUAGAAAUGAACUUGAAAGCACAGAAGAACAAUUAAGACUAAUAAAAGAAGAGAAUUGCAGCACAAGAGAGGAAAUUAAGUGCCUAGAAGAAAAAAACACUGAAAUUGUGUCAUUGCUGACACAGUCUAAACAGAAGAUCCUUAAGCUUGAGAGUGAACUUACUGACAAGGAAGUAAUACUAAAAGAGAAAAAAUCCCUAAUAAGUGAAAAUGUAGAGCUAAAAGCACUUACUGCACAGCAGACUGAUCGCCUGAAGUUAUGUCACCAAGAAAUUGAAGAUUCAAGAGAAGAGCUGGGCACUUUGGAAAGUAUUAUUUCCCAGUUGUCAUUGAGUGCAUCUGAAGAGUUUAAAUUGCAUCACUCGAAAUGUCAGCUGCUCAGUUCCUCCACAAAAGAAGCUAACAGCGCCUCUUGUUGUGAAUCAAAUAAAUUCCUGAUUGCAGACCUCAGAAUUAAACUGGCAAUGAAGGAAGCAGAAAUUCAAAAGCUCCAGGCAAAUCUAACUGUCAGCAAAGUAGUUCAGCAUCUUUCUGAUGAUCAGCAAAAAGAAAAUGGCAGAUUAUAUGGCCUAGAGACAGAACCUGUAAAACUGACUGGAAAUCAAUCAGAGGUGAGAAGAUGCCAACAGCUGGAGCUCAUCAGCAAACAAUUUGAAAAGGAGAAGCGAAGAUAUACUAGAGAGAUAGAAGAACUACAUGCUAAGCUGACAAAUGCAAAAGAACAGAAUUCUUCUUUAAAGACCAGCAUGUCCCAGAGAGCCAGUCAGUUUCAGAUCAUACAGGAAGAACUGCUAGAGAAGGCUGCGAAAACAAGUCGCUUAGAGAGAGAAAUAACAAAAAAAUCCUCUCAGCUUUCUGCACUUGAAAAGCAGCUGGAAGAAAAGACAGUUGCUUUUUCCACUGCUGCUGCCAGAAAUGCUGAACUGGAACAGGAACUUAUGGAAAAGAAUGAUCAGAUUCGUAACUUGGAAACAAGUAUCAAUAAAGAACAUGAGCACGUAACUAUUUCCUUUGAAAAAGCAAAGUUAAUUCAUCUUGAACAGCAUAAAGAAAUGGAGAAACAGAUUGAAAUACUUCAAACACAGCUGAAUAAGAAACAUGAGCAAUUUAAUGAGCAAGAGAAGACAAUGUCCAUUUUACAACAAGAUAUUCUGUGUAAACAACAACAUAUUGAAUCAUUGGAUCAGAUGCUGAUAGAAAGCAGAGAGGAAAUGGAAAAGCAAAAUGUCAAGAAAGAUGAGGCUUUGAAAACUUUGGAAAACCAAUUAACUGAGGAAAUGGUCAAAGGCAGCCAACUUGAAUCAGCUCUAGACAUCUGUAAAGAAGAACUUGCAGUAUAUUUGAGUCAGUUAGAUGAAAGUAAGGACUCAUUUGAAAAGCAGCUAAAGAAGAAGUCUGAAGAGGUGCAAAGGUUACAAAAAGAAAUAAAAUUAAAAAAUCAGAAUCUUCAGGACACAAGUGAACAAAAUGUCCUCCUACAACAAACUUUGCAUCGGCAGCAGCAAAUGUUACAAGAAGAAACCAUUAGAAACGGAGAGCUAGAGGACAGCCAACUUAAGCUUGAAAAACAGGUAUCUAAGCUAGAGCAAGAACUUCAAAAACAGAGAGAAAAUUUAGAAGAAGAGUUGAGAAAAGCAGAAGGGAAACUCAACAUAGCUUCUCAAGAAGCAGAUUUAAAAAGACAGAAAGUCACUGAACUUACUAGCACAAUCAGGCAGAUUAAACUAGAGAUGGAUCAAUGCAAAGAUGAACUUAUUGAUAUGGAGAAAGAACUAAUACAAUUAAGAAGAGAUGGUGAAACAAAAACAAUGCAGCUAAAUCAGUUAGGAAUUACUUUGGAGCAGUUGCAGUCAGAAGUACAUAAAAAAACAAACCAAGUGACUGAGUUAGAAGAUAAACUGCUUCAGAGUGAGGCUUGUCACAAGAAUGCCUUACAGAAAAUAGCAGAGCUGGAGACUGAGUUACAGAAUGCCCAUGGAGAGUUAAAAAUCACUUUGAGACAACUACAGGAGCUGAAAGAGAUUCUUCAAAAUGCACAGUUAUCACUGGAGGAGAAGUAUGCUGCUAUCAAGGAUCUGACAGCUGAGCUUAGGCAAUGCAAAGGUGAAAUUGCAGAUAAAAAGCAAGAACUUCUUGACAUGGACCAGGCACUGAAAGAAAGGAACUGGGAACUGAAACAAAGAGCAGCUCAGGUUACACAGUUAGAUAUGACUAUUCGUGAACACAGGGGAGAAAUGGAGCAGAAAAUAAUCAGAUUAGAAGGCAGUUUGGAGAAAUCUGAAUUAGAAAUUAAGGAGUGCAACAAACAGAUUGAGAGCUUAGAUGCCAAACUACAACAUUCUAGAGAUGAGCUUCGUGAAAAAGAGUUUGAACUGCUGCAGAGAGAUCAAGAACUAAAUCAACUGAAAAAAGAAAUUGAAAGAAAAGAACACAGACUCACAGGUAUUGAAAAGACAAUGAAAAACCAGGAGAAGUGCAUUGCAGAUCAGUACAAGGAAGCACUAGAUUUAGGUCAACAAUUAAGGUUAGAACGAGAACAGAUGCAGCACAUUCACUUGGAUCUGCUGGAGACUCGCAGGCUGCUGGUUCAAGCUCAAAGAGAAACAGACAGACUCUCACAUGAACUGGAAGAAGUGAACCAUCUUUCUCAAGAAAAGGAAGCUCGUGCAAACUGUUUGGCAGAAGAACUAGGUGCUGCCCAAGCACAUGAAGCCCAGUUAGAAGCAAGAACGCAAGCAGAAAUAAAAAGGCUUUCAGCAGAAAUAGACUCAUUAAAAGAGGCUUAUGAGCUGGAGAAGCUUGCUCAUCAAACAGACCAGGAAAAGUGGUAUGUAUCUAUAGACACCCAGAAAUCUGGCUCUCAGCAUCUAAGUGGGCAGUUACAGCAGCUGAAGCUGGAGUUAGAAGAGGCUCAAGACACUGUCAAUAAUCUGCAGCAGCAGCUUCAGGCCAGAGAUGAAGUAGUUCGUGCUGCAAAUGAAGCACUACUUGUGAAGGAAUCUCAAGUAACAAGAUUACAAACCAGAAUUGCUGGGCAUGAACGAACAGAAGGUAUCAAGCAGCUACCAAUCCCUCUCAUAUUAUCAACUCAUGCAUUGUUCAGUGAUCAAGAACAGGAUUCUUCCAGACACUCUCAUGCUUCAUAUUUUAAACAUAGAAAACUACGUCGAUCUAUAAGUGCUAGUGACUUAAGUGUUAAAGACAGCGAUUCGCUAGAUCUGUCAAAAAGCACAUUAGAGGAUUUCAAACAAAUACUGAUGUUACAGUCUUCAGUGAUUCAAGACAGUCAAAAGGACUUUUUUCAUACAACAAAUAGAUUGAAUGAAUCCUCAUUUGAUCCCCUGACAUAUGUUUUAGAUGAAGAUAUAGCUUCUGACUGUAAUGACUUCCAAACUCUUAGUGGAAUGCUAAAAUACAUCAACAAGGAAAUGAGGAAAUCUGAAAAUGCUUCUACACAUGUAUCACUUAAUGCAAACUCAAAGGAAAAUCAAGCACAUGCUUCUGUGGUAGGGAGGGACAAAGAUUAAGAAGAAAAGAUACCAUCGGUCUGAUGAGCAAUAAAGCCAUAAGUGGAAUUAUUUCCAGCACAACAUAGAAUUCAAAGAGAGAGUGUUAAUAUAGUCAUGUGUAUAUAUUUUAGUGUAUUUAUGUUGGCUGAAAAUUGCAACCUUUUUAUUUUUCUAAAUUUAUUAUUAUUGUUUUGAAAUUUGUAUAGUAAUUCUGUUUUGGAAAUAAACUUAUUUUUUAAGGUUUUAUUGAGUUCUGGGGAUAAAUAUAAAUUAUCCAGAUUUACUACAGCUUUCUAGUCAGUUCCCUUACUCUUUUUAUAUCUAAUUUCUACUUAAAAGUGCUAUUAGAUGUUUAAAAACUUUAUUUUCUUUAUACUGUAAAUGAAUUGUCAUUAAUAAGAAAAUUUUUUCCACUAAGGUGACAAAUACCAAGGGGUUCUCAACCCCUGGUCUGUGGGCCAGAUCCAGACACUGGGCCAUGUCAUCUGGCUCACAGGGCUCACCACAGGUCCAUGGGGAGCCCCGUGGCCAUGGCUCUGUGUGUACGAUCUGGUGCACAGGGCCCAAUCCUAGCACUCAGGAUGGAGCAGGGCCCCAAACUUCAAUCCUGGUACAUGGGCAUGGCGCAGGGUCUGAGCUGGCCUGCAGACUGGCCCCAUGCUAUUUGUCUGCUGGGUGGCCAAAACCUAGAGCACUGCUUUAGACUUAAUCAUACUAUUCAGUUAUGAUCAUAAACAUCACUAUGACAAAUCUUGCUACCACAAAUAGUUUCAUUUACAAUUUACUGUAGAAUAAGUGCUAAGGAGAAUUCUGCAGUAACUGGCCAUUUUUAUGGUCUAAUUCUGUGGUAAGGAGAAGGUGUGCCCUCAGUGAAAACAGGGUAACCCACUAUGGCUUAGCUUCCAUUAGUAAAUGGCAGGGUAAGAAUGUGUACAUUUGGGCUUUUACCAUGGCCUACUGACACAGUCAAGCCCUGGUUCUUUUUACUUCCACAAUAAGUUAUUUGCAUACUUCCAUACUCUCGGAACUUGGUCCUUCUCCAGCUGAAGCCCAUGAAAAAGCUUCCAUUUCAGUAAAAACAAGUAUGUAUCUCAUUUUUAUAAACUGUAAUAAAAUAAAUUGUUUUU